Molecule: messenger RNA, 5235 nt
Organism: Fulvia fulva
Lineage: Eukaryota; Fungi; Ascomycota; Dothideomycetes; Mycosphaerellales; Mycosphaerellaceae
Product: Cytokinesis protein sepA
Exons: 2
Coding region: 1-5235 (1744 amino acids)
Biological process (GO): barbed-end actin filament capping; actin filament bundle assembly; mitotic actomyosin contractile ring assembly
Cellular component (GO): mating projection tip; cell division site
Molecular function (GO): small GTPase binding; actin binding
Source: RefSeq, a predicted model, not a curated record
AUGUUCUCCAGCGACAAGGCAGCGCGCCAGUCCAGCGGCGGGAAGAGCUUCUUCUCGCGCAACAAGAACAAAGGAAACACUGAUGCACCCGCGCUGCCGGACAAUGCAUCGCGGCACUCGCACCGAAGCUCGAUAUCGACGGCGGAGCAGGACGAGUACCUGAGGCUGCAGCAGACGGCGGACCACAGUGGGCUCGCUAUGCAGGCGGGGGUCAUCACGUCGAUACCCUACGACUCGACGUCCAGCAACCGGCCGCCGAUGCUGGUGGAUCAUGCGGACAGGCCAGUCUCGCGGCGGGAUCCACUGCCACACCACCUGAACAAAGGCGGCGGUGACUUCCACCAGUACCCCGUUUUCGACGCAAAAUGUGGACCACCUGUUCCGCCCAAACACAGUGCUGUCGCACGUGCAGGCACUGGUCGAUCGUUCGAGUCCGACGCCUUCACGCUCAACGGCGGGUACGCACAGUCGCGGAACUCUAGCGACCACGGCAGUAUACGAUCGAAUUCGUCGCAUGGCCGGCAGCAGUACAUGCAAGGAAAUGCUAGUCAAGCAUCUUUCGCAACAGGUGACUUUGGUCACUUACCACAGCUAGGGCAAGCUAUCACACAGGAACGAGACCGACAUCAGCAUUAUCUCAACGCCCACAACCCUUCUGCUUUCUCAAGCCAGGCUUCGUUCACACCCGACGGUUUCAUCUUGCACAGACCCAAGGAUGACAAAGUUAUCGAGAAAGAGUUCUUGGAGUUGAUGCUAAAGCGUGGUUGGAAGAGUCUGCCAGAGCAAGCAAGAAGACAAAUGGAGGCAUAUCCCAUCAGCAAGAAGUGGACCUUGGUUCACCAGGAUAGACUGGCGGAAUGGCAAGGGGAGCAGAAGAAGAGGAGCAUGGCUCGAAACACGAUCAUCAGCCAGCACGGUGGCCACGGUAACACGAGCAGCGGCUGGGCAGACUACAGCAGGGUCGACGAAGAGGGCAGUCCGCAGUGGUAUGUCAAGAGGAUUCUGGAGAACACAAUUUCGCCGAAACAGCUGCAAAGCCUGUCUGUCAGCUUGCGCACACAACCCAUUGCCUGGGUAAAGGAGUUCGUGGAAGCACAGGGUCAGAUUGCUCUGACAAACACGCUUGGAAAGCUGAACAAAAGGCAAGGCUCUGGUCCUGCGCCAGCAACGGGUUCAACUACCGAGAGAGACCUGGACCGCGAAUACGACAUUGUCAAAUGUCUGAAGGCUUUGAUGAACAACAAGUAUGGCGCCGACAACGCCCUCCAGCACGACACAAUCGUGAUGGCGUUAGGUGCCUCCCUCACAUCGCCUCGACUGAAUACGAGGAAGCUCGUUUCCGAGCUGCUGACAUUCUUGUGCCACUGGGCAGAUGGGCAAGGCCAUCUCAAGGUACUGCAAGCCCUAGAUCACCUCAAAGCACAGCAAGGAGAGAAUGGCCGAUUCGACGCCUGGAUGCGCAUCGUGGAAGUCACCAUCGAUGGGCGAGGCAAGAUGGGCUCGCUGGUGGGAGCAUCCGACGAAGUACGAAGUGGUGGCAUUGGUAUGGAGAACCUGCUCAUGGAGUACGCCGUGACCUCGCUCUUCCUGGUCAACUCUGUCGUCGACGCGCCAGAGCGAGACUUGCACCUACGAUGCCAUCUACGAGCGCAGUUCGUGGCUUGCGGCCUGAAGCGCAUCCUGAAGAAGAUGGAGGACUUCCAGUACGACGUCAUUGACAAACAGAUUGAACGAUAUCGGACGAAUGAAGCUAUCGACUAUGAAGAUUUGCAGGAGCGUGAGGGGAGCUCCAUGCACGAAAGCAUGGAAGGCGAGGGCAAGGACCUGAACGAUCCCGUACACAUCGUCGAAGCAAUUCAGCAACGACUGGCGGGCAGCAAGGAGACAGACUACUUCAUCUCUGCGUUACAGCAUCUCCUGCUGAUUCGCGAUAAUGAGGGCGAAGAUCGCCUCAAGCUCUUCCAGCUCGUUGAGAGCAUGCUUUCGUAUGUGGCCAUGGAUCGAAGACUGCCCGACAUGGACCUCAAGCAGUCUUUGAACUUCUCAGUGCAGAGCUUGAUGGACAAGCUGUAUACAGAUUCGGAAGCUCGACACGCACGAGAAGCAGCCCAUGAGGCGAAGCUCAUUGCCGAUGCGGCCAUUGCGGAGCGCGAUGAGAUGGCAUCUCAAGUUGAGAUGGGCGCAGAGGGAUUGGUCGCUAAGCUUCAGAAGCAACUCGAGGAGCAAGCAGCAGUCAUCGAUCUCCAAGCACGACAGACAGAGGCCUUCAAGGCAGAACUUGCGGAUCUGCAGAGAGUGCGUGCCCAAGAGCUGCAGCGAAAUGAGCUUGAGACCCGAGAACUGUGCCUCAUGCUCCGUGAUGCUCAAGACAUUGCAGACUCGCACAAGAAGCAGAGUGGCAAGAAUGGUGAGAAAGUAGACCCAGCCGCAAUGCAAGGGAUUCUCGACCGCGAGAGACUCAUGGAUCGACUUGAGAUGCAGCUAGAGCGGGCAAAGACACAAGCCAAAUUGGAGGGCAAGGUCUGGCAGCAGUUCAACCCUAGCGACAAGCUUAGAGAGCUUCGCGAGAAGAUGGAGGGCGCUGGCAUGGACGCAGACAACAUGGAUGCGCAGAUGCAAUUCAUGGGUACUACCGCUCCCAGGGCAAGAAGCGCUAUCCAACGCAAGCCCAUCGUCAAGACGCUCAACCACGAAGCUGCAGUCAGCGAAGAAGACGAGAACGAUCUUGCUGAUGACGAUAUUGUCUUCGAGAAGCCACGACUGGUCGAGAUGAAGCGCCCUAAGGUCCCCAGCUCUGUCGCUCAAGCUCAGCAGGGCAUGCUUUCUGAGCUCACCAGCAAGACCCAAAGACUUGACGCCAGCGACGAUGAGGGCGACGGAAUCACUACUGGUCCUAGCCAUCCCAGCUUGGAGAGCGAGAGCCCGAAGACACCUACUAGCGAGAGCAUGGAUCAGCCUGGGGACAAGUUUGAAGGUGCUGCUGCACCUCCAGCUCCACCUAUGCCUUCAGGAUUUGAUGGCGGACCUCCACCGCCCCCGCCACCAAUGCCAGGCUUCAACAGCAGCGCACCUCCUCCACCGCCUAUGCCUGGCUUCUCCAACAAUGCACCUCCCCCGCCACCACCUCCGCCUGGAAUGCCAGGUUUUGGUGGAGCAGCUCCUCCCCCACCUCCUCCGCCUCCUGGAUUCGGUGCGCCUGGAUUUACAAAUGGUGGGCCCCCACCUCCGCCAAUACCUGGCGCACCGCCGCUGCCAGGUGCCAAGUCUGGAGGCUUCUUACCCAAGCCAAUCUACACAGGAGCACCUGGCUCAAUUGGACCAGUCGCACCACGUCCCAAGAAGAAGCUCAAGGCACUGCAUUGGGAGAAGGUCGAUUCGCCCGAAAUCACUGCAUGGGCGUCGCAUACACCAACGACUGAGAGCAAAGAGGAGAAGUACCAAGAGCUCUCUAAGAAGGGUAUUCUCGACGAGAUUGAGAAGUUGUUCGGCGCGAAAGAGAUCAAGAUACUCGGCAAGGGCAGCGGAAAGGCUAAGAGCGAUAAGAAGCAAGUCAUCAGCCGAGAUCUUAUGCACACCAUGCAGAUCAGUCUGGCCAAGUUCUCGACUCUGGAUGCUGACGAGAUUACAAGAAUGGUCAUACACUGCGACAAGGAGAUACUGGAUAACAGCACUGUUCUCGACUUCUUGCAACACGAACAGCUGUGCACUAUCCCUGACAAUGUUGCUAAGCUUUUGGCACCCUACAGCAAGGACUGGACAGGCCCGGAUGCUCUCAAGACCACACGUGAGCAGGAUCCGGCUGAGCUGACACGCGAAGAUCAACUUUACCUCUACACUGCGUACGAGCUGCACCAUUACUGGAAAGCUAGAAUGCGUGCGCUCGCUUUGACCAGAAACUACGAGACUGACUACGACGAGAUCUCCAAGAAGCUCAGCCAAGUAGUCAAUGUUUCAGAGGCGCUUCGUGACUCGGUGAAGCUCAUGCCAGUGUUCGGUCUCAUCUUGGACAUUGGCAACUACAUGAACGACUCCAACAAGCAAGCCGUCGGCUUCAAGCUCUCUUCGCUGGCCCGUCUCGGAAUGGUCAAGGACACGAACAACGAACAGACAUUGAUGGAUUAUGUCGAGCGUGUGGUCCGCAAGCAAUACCCACAGUACGAAGGCUUCGCCGAUGAUAUCGCGGGCGUCAUGACAACGCAGAAGAUCAACAUUGAGCAGCUGCAGGGCGACGCAAAGAAGUAUAUUGACAACGUCAACAACGUGCAAGCCAGUCUUGACAGAGGAAGUCUUAGCGAUCCGAAGAAAUUCCAUCCUGAAGAUCGUGUCAGCCAAGUGGUACAGCGCAGUAUGAAAGAGGCACGACGAAAGGCCGAGCAGAUGCAGCUCUAUCUCGACGAGAUGGGCAGGGUUUACGACGAUAUCCUUACAUUCUUCGGCGACGACAACAAGGAUGACAACGCAAGACGAGAGUUCUUCUCGAAACUUGCAAACUUCUUGCAAGAAUAUAGGAAAUCGCACGAGAAGAACCUUCUACUUGAGGAAGCUUGGCGCCGUAAUGAAGAGAACAUGCGCCGAAAGCAAAUGCAAGGCCAAAAGGCAUCAGCUGCUGUCAAUGUCAGUGAUGCUCCUUCCAGUCCAAACACAGGAGCCAUGGACGCGCUCAUGGAGAAACUGCGUGCUGCAGCACCACAAACAAGAGACACUCGCGAUCGUCGUCGCCGAGCUCGCCUCAAGGACCGGCACCAAAUCCGUGUGGCAUCCGGUCAAGAAAUCCCCGAGACCGGCGAGAACCUCGAAGGAGAGACGGGCCUGCUCAGUCCCACAGCUACCAACGAAUCCGGAGAAGGCACCAGCAGCGCCGAGCCUGCUUCUGAAGGCGAAGAUGUCGCAGAUCGCGCUGCCAGCUUGCUACAGGGUCUGCGUGGAAGCGAUAUGAGCAAUGAAGGUGAUGGUGGCUUGAGCGAAGUCCCAUCGAAUGGAGAUUCACUCAGAGUCCGGAGACGGCGCGAAAGCGCGAAUGACGAGAGAGCCCAGCGCCGAGCCAGACGACGCGCGCAGGGUACCAGCACCGAUACCACUGGACAAAGCAUCGCCGAAGAGGCCAAGGGACCAACCAUUUCCGUGGAUGGUACCAUCGACGAGGAAGCAGGCGCGGAGCCAGCGCUUCCGACGCCUACUACUAUCGUCGUGCCGCCCAGUCCUACGGCAUCGGAGGGCUUUCCAAAGGAUGUAUAA